Molecule: messenger RNA, 593 nt
Organism: Staurois parvus
Lineage: Eukaryota; Metazoa; Chordata; Amphibia; Anura; Ranidae
Source: the annotation of a GenBank genome assembly
UUGGCAGAGCAGGGUGGAGGACACUGAGUGGAGGUCAGUGGAGGGAUUGGCAGAGAAGGGUGGAGGACACUGAGUGGAGGUCAAUGGAGGGAUUGGCAGAGAGGGGUGGAGGACACUGAGUGGAGGUCAGUGGAGGGAUUGGCAGAGAAGGGUGGAGGACACUGAAUGGAGGUCAAUGGAGGGAUUGGCAGAGAGGGGUGGAGGACACUGAGUGGAGGUCAGUGGAGGGAUUGGCAGAGAGGGGUGGAGGACACUGAGUGGAGGCCAGUGGAGAGAUGGGCAGAGAGGGGGUGGACGACACUGAGUGGAGGCCAGUGGAGGGAUUGGCAGAGAGGGGUGGAGGACACUGAGUGGAGGCCAUGGAGGGAUUGGCAGAGAGGGGUGGAGGACACUGAGUGGAGGCCAGUGGAGGGAUUGGCAGAGAGGGGUGGAGGACACUAAGUGGAGGUCAGUGGAGGGAUUGGCAGAGAGGGGUGGAGGACACUGAGUGGAGGCCAGUGGAGGGAUGGGCAGAGAGGGGUGGACGACACUGAGUGGAGGCCAGUGGAGGGAUUGGCAGAGAGGGGUGGAGGACACUGAGUGGAGGCCAGUGG